CGCAAAUAAGUGGCUUUUCUUUCUACCAGAACUGAUUUUGUUUGAUUUGUAUUUUUUAAUAGCCGGCAUUUGCGAUGCAAAAAGCCUCCCGAGGUGGGUGGGGAAAAACCAAAGUCCGUACUUCAAGCCAGAAACAAAAGCCCUUUGGAAAUUGAGCCGAAGGGCAAGCGGCGGGGCGCGCCUCCCGGACCCGCGUCGGGAGAAGCGGCGCGCAGCACCUACCGCACAGCGGCUCCGCUGCGGCUGGGCUCCGGUCCCCGACCUGCUCGCCGGAGUCCGCCUCGCGCCCUAGAAGGGGGAGGCGGCCGGAGGCGCCAUAAUCGCAAAUUUAUGGCCUGGGUGACGUGCUUUCCUCUGCCACAAUGGGGCCCGGUGACAUUAAACAGAAAAUUGAUGAGAGAGGAGCGAAAUCUAAUCUUCCCUCCGCGCUUAGCGGGGAGGGGUUUGGGGGACCGGAGGCAGAGUGGUCGCCACAAGUUGGUGCGCUCCGAGCCCCGCGCCAGAUGCUUCCUCCCGAAUUCGGGCUCCUGGACCGCGGGCUGGGGAGGAACCGCCACCCAAGCCCCGAGCCCCACCCUCCGCAGCCUUUCGGGCUCUGCAGCAUUUCGGGCGGAAUCUCUGCUCCGUUACGCACGCCCUGCCCGGCGGAGCCGGACCGAGCACCGCAGUCUCACCCGCUCCGAGGGCACGGGACCCGCAUAGGGACUCCGACGUACCCCUUGCCCCCGCUCGGCUCCCCAACUCUGGGGGGGCCCUCAUCAGCGCAGAGCUCCCCCGCCCCCACCGCAUGGAGCCGGCGCCGGGAUCGGACCGGAAGACACGAGCUGCCCAGCCCCCACCCCCGAGCAAGUGCGAAUAGAGAGCAAGUGACCACGCGGGCCGCGUCUGGGGUGGCUGCCCUGAGGCGCUUCGCUGGUCGCGAGCGCCCGCUCUUCUCCGCCCGCGGCGCGGCUCCCCCGGGGCGCGCUCGGCGUCUCCUGGCACCGACCCCGUCGCGCCGCGCCCUUAAAGGCGCCACCCGCCCUACUGGCCUUUAUCCGUGUCGCGGGGAAGGUCAUGCGGGGGGGUGGCAACGGUCAAAGCGGAGCGCUUUCCCUCCACCCCUGGGACAAAAUUCCGUGGCGGCCUCCCCCUGUCCAGGCCUCUGGUCUGGAGGAGGCCCUGGCCCAGCAGCCACCCGCCACUCGCUUCCUGAGACCUCCAGGCUCGAGCAAGAUACACUGUCGUGACACAGCUGGGGCCUAGGACCCGGCUUUCAACAAGUGGAGGACCCCCUUCCCACACCAGACGCGGCUGGGAACAGAAGCCCAGCGUGAUGGCGCCUCAGUCCUCAUCUGGCUCUGGCAUGCGCCUCACUUCUGCUGAGUUCUCCGUCAUCCACAGGAGGAGGCGUCACACUGGGUGUCCACCAGCCCUGCCUGGAGCUCGGCCCCAACUGGGAGACCAAGGAGAUCCACCCUCUGCUGGGAGAAGAGCCUGGAGACCCUCUGCUGGAAGCCGGAGGGCCGGAGGCCCUCACAGUGACUGCAGAAUAAGCUGGGGUGGGGCCAGUCAGGAAGGGCUUCCUGGAGGCAAGAAGGGCAGAUGGAGGUGGGAGAGCUGGGUCAGGGCUAUUGGCAGGCCUGGGGGCGGGAUUGGGGCCCUCCCUGUGAAUGAGUGGUGUUCCCUCUUAGUGAACUGUGGGUGGGAGUGGCGAGGGGGCAGCGAGGAGGACAACGGGGCCCCAGAACCCCAGCUGCAGCAGCCGUGAUCCGGCCCAGGCCUGUCUGGCUCGCUCCUCCUGG
Messenger RNA from Rhinolophus ferrumequinum (greater horseshoe bat), 1784 nucleotides. Its product is annotated as ESX-1 secretion-associated protein EspI-like. Bases 363 to 1229 code for a protein of 288 amino acids. The record is from RefSeq and is a predicted model, not a curated record. The transcript is spliced from 2 exons. Lineage: Eukaryota; Metazoa; Chordata; Mammalia; Chiroptera; Rhinolophidae.